AUGCCGAAGAGGCGCAAGAGCAGCGAGGAGGCGACCGAUGCGAGCGGCGAGGAUCUCAUCAGCGCCCUGCCUGACGCCGUCCUCCAGGUCGUGCUGUCCUUUCUGCCCUCGGACGAGACGGUGCGGACGUGUGUGCUCGCUCGGCGCUGGCGCCACCUCUGGAAGUCCACACCCACCCUACGCAUUAUCCAGAGUGAGGGUUGUGUGAUGUACUGGAGUGACUAUGCGAUGAAUAACUUCGUGAACUACCUUCUACUCCUCCGCGACCGCUUGCCGUUAGAUGAAUGUCAGAUCAGUUACAGCAAGCCAUGUGACCGUGAGGAACUCAAUGAGAUGCUCCGGUUCGUUAAUAUGUGGAUCCGCUAUGCCGUGUCACUCUGCCAAGCUCAGGUGCUCAAAGUAUGCAUCGGCAAUGUGGGCAUUCUCCUGGGGCGUAGCAACUUGGCUCUCACGUCACGGUUUCUCAGGAGGGUGGAGCUUACAGGUGUGAUUUUGUCUGGAUAUUCUCUAGACUUCUCAAGCUGCCCCGCAUUGGAGGAUCUGAAUCUGUGCUCUUCAAGAAUUUAUGGCCCCAAAAUCUCAUCCCAAUCAAUAAGACGUCUAAGUAUGACUCAAUGUGAUUUCAAUGUGGAUACUGGGUCCCGCAUGCGUAUCUCUGCCCCAUGUCUCGUAUCCUUGCAACUAGCUGAUGUUUAUGGGACUGCUCCUCUGCUUGAGAGCAUGCCGUUAUUGGUAACAGCAUUUAUCAGGCUUGGUCACGAUGGUUUUGGUACCUGUACACAUGAAGCUUACGGGGAUUGUGAUGAAUGUUUUCCCUAUAAUUCUGAUCACUCUUUCUAUGAUAUCUUUCCCUAUGGUGGCUCCUUUGCUAAUUACCGUGACAGCAAUGACUAUGUGCUUCUACAAGGCUUGUCAGGCACCACCAGUUUAGAGUUGACGACUAUUGAUCCUGAUGUGUUCACUUUCAGAAAGGAUUUGAAACAGUGCCCUACAUUUAGUAUGCUCAAGACAUUAUUACUCAAUGAGUGGUGUGUAGCGGCUGACUUUGGUCCACCAGUUAACUUUCUUCAGUGCACGCCAAUUCUGGAGAAACUUAUUAUUCAACUUCGACUUGAUAAGCUACCGAGAGUGAAUUCUAUGAUAGAAACAUAUGAAAGCUAUAACCCAGCAGUACAGUUGGUAUUGAAGCAUCUCAAGGAAGUUGAAAUCAAAUGUCAUAAGGAAGAUGAGGUGGUUCGCCAGAUUGUGAAGAUCUUGAGUACCUUUGGAGUACUUUCUGAUCAAAUUGACAUCCAAGUUAUCCAACAGGCAUAUGUUUCUGGAAGUUUCAGUUUCGAGCAGACUGAGAUCCUGGAUUGA
Messenger RNA from Triticum turgidum subsp. durum (durum wheat), 1359 nucleotides. Lineage: Eukaryota; Viridiplantae; Streptophyta; Magnoliopsida; Poales; Poaceae. The record is from the annotation of a GenBank genome assembly.